Molecule: messenger RNA, 2660 nt
Organism: Rhododendron vialii
Lineage: Eukaryota; Viridiplantae; Streptophyta; Magnoliopsida; Ericales; Ericaceae
Product: ent-copalyl diphosphate synthase 1-like
Exons: 15
Coding region: 82-2562 (826 amino acids)
Biological process (GO): gibberellin biosynthetic process
Cellular component (GO): chloroplast
Molecular function (GO): terpene synthase activity; magnesium ion binding
Source: RefSeq, a predicted model, not a curated record
AAACAGCAACCAUAAACAAAAACAAAAACCAAAAAAGACAGCAACACCCAAAAACAGUACAAAACCAAAAAACGUAUUUCUAUGUCUUCCCAAACCUCCACCCUCCUCCACCGGGGACGCUCUCCGGCCAACAUCUCCGGCGCCACCGCUUUAUUUUCUCCGGCAAAACAACCCACAUCCAUCCCUUUCUUCAGUGUUCGGUCCGUUGGGAUUAAAGAAGAACGUAAUCUCGGUGUUCGUCUGAGAUGCAAAAUCGCAUCAAAACCCACUACAGAAGAGUACAAAGAUGUGUCUCAAAAUGGUCUGCCAUUUAUUAAGGUGAAUGGUAUUGUGGAGAAUGAGACGCAAGUAGAAGAAGCUCUUGAGAAGGACCGGGAAUAUGAAAGAAUCAAGCAGCACGCGGAUGCAAUACGAUCGAUGUUGGGUUCGAUGGGGGAUGGAGAGAUUAGUGUAUCGGCUUACGACACAGCGUGGGUUGCUCUAUUGGAAGAUAAAGAGGGAAGUGGUGCACCUCAAUUCCCCUCCAGCCUUCAAUGGAUCGCAAAUAACCAGCACCAAGAUGGUUCAUGGGGUGAUAGCUCCAUUUUCGAAGCUCAUGAUCGGAUUAUCAGCACAUUAGUUUGCGUUAUCGCAUUGAAAUCAUGGAAUAUUCAUCCAGACAAAAGCGAAAAAGGACUGUCAUUCAUCAAAGAAAACAUAAACAAGCUUGAAGAUGAAGAUGCCGAGCACAUGCCGAUUGGGUUCGAAGUAGCCUUCCCUUCACUCAUUGAGAGAGCCAGAAAGUUAGAUAUUCAAGUUCCAGAUGAUUCUGAUCCUAUCUUGCAAGAGAUCUAUGCAAGAAGAAAUCUAAAGCUCACAAGGAUACCAAAGGACAUAAUGCACAAAGUGGCCACAACGCUACUCCAUAGCCUGGAAGGAUUAAUGCAUGGCCUGGAAUGGGAAAAGCUACUUAAACUGCAAUGCCCAGAUGGGUCUUUCUUGUUUUCUCCAUCCUCCACUGCCUUUGCACUCAUGGAAACAAAAGAUGACAAUUGCUUAAGAUAUCUAACCACAGCUGUUCAAAAAUUCAAUGGAGGAGUUCCCAAUGUUUACCCAGUGGACUUAUUCGAGCGCAUGUGGGCUGUUGAUCGCCUCGAACGCCUUGGAAUUUCUCGGUAUUUCAAGUCUGAAAUUAGAGAAUGUGUCGAUUACGUACACAGAUAUUGGACUGAAGAAGGAAUAUGUUGGGCAAGAAAUUCAGUGGUUCAUGACAUAGAUGACACUUCCAUGGGGUUUAGGCUUUUGAGAUUACACGGUUACCCGGUUUCUGCUGAUGUAUUUGGACAUUUUAAGAAGGGUGAUGAGUUUUUCUGCUUUGCCGGGCAAUCGACGCAGGCCGUAACUGGAAUGUAUAAUCUGUAUAGAGGUUCUCAAAUUUCAUUUCCCGGGGAAAAGAUUCUAGAGGAUGCCAAUAAGUUCUCGUCGAAAUUCUUGAGAGAGAAACAAGCUCGUAACGAGCUGUUGGAUAAAUGGGUAAUAACCAAAGACUUACCUGGAGAGGUGGGAUAUGCGCUUGACGUCCCAUGGUAUGCCAACUUGCCUCGUGUGGAGGCCAGGUUCUACUUGGAACAUUAUGGGGGUGAAGAUGAUGUUUGGAUUGGAAAGACCUUGUACAGGAUGCCAUAUGUUAACAACAACAGAUAUCUGGAGCUUGCAAAAUUGGACUAUAAUAAGUGCCAAGCAUUGCAUCAGCAGGAAUGGAACAGCAUUCAAAAAUGGUACGCAGCAGAAUGCAAGUUUGGGAUUGGGAUAGUAGGCCAAAGAAGCCUACUUUUGGCAUAUUAUUUGGCCACAGCAAGCAUUUUUGAACCAGAAAGGUCAAUCGAAAGGAUGGCAUGGGCUAAGGCUGCAACCUUAGUAGAGGCAAUUGUGGCUUAUUUUCAAAAGGAAGGAAGUUCUAGCGAGCAAAGGGGAGCCUUCAUUCGUGAAUUCAAAAACUUGGGUGGUCAAGUAGACUACGCAAAUAACCGAAGGCAAGUAUAUGUUGCACUCAUUGUUGAAUAUGAACAUGGACUCGUUGGCAUAUUGCUCCGAACCAUAAACAAGCUCUCUUUAGACACACUGGUGGUGCACGGUAGAGACAUCCGCCACCACUUACAUUGCACUUGGGAAUCAUGGAUGUUGAAGUGGGAAGGAAGAGGAGAUAUGUACAAAGGGGAAGCCGAACUCCUUGUGAGCUGCAUAAAUUUAUGUGCUAAGGCAUCGCUUCCCGUACUACUAGUGUCCAAUCCCCAAUACAGACGACUCUCCGACAUCACCAAUGGCGUCUGCCACCAACUUCGUCCUCAAUUUCAACCCAAUCAUAAGGUUCGCGAUAAGAACGACUGCAACACAACCAUUCAGAUUGAAUCAGACAUGCAAGAACUAGUGCAGUCAGUGCUUUGCUCCUCACCGGAUGAUAUCGAUCCCGAAAUAAAACAAACUUUUCUUGCAGUAGCAAAGAGUUACUAUUACAAUUCCCAUUGUACCCCUGUCACUAUCCAUUUUCAUAUUGCUAAAGUGCUCUUUGAAAGAGUUAUUUAGUUUAGGUCUUGGAUAUGAAAUUAGGUAUAUGCAUGUGUUGAUACACCAUUGAAAAGGAAAAGAAGGAUAAAGGGUCAAUCUCAACUACACAAUCUAUU